UUCAGUUUGAUGAACGCAUGGCGACACUCAAAACGGUUUAUACAUAGACUACCAAACGUUCUACAUCGUUCACUAUCAGAUGGCAACGACAGCUUCCCUAAAUUUCGUCCUGAUAAAAUCAGAAACUUCUCGAUUAUAGCUCAUGUCGAUCACGGCAAAAGUACUCUAGCAGACAGACUCAUAGAGAUAGGAGGAGGAGGAGGAGGAGAAGUCAACACAUCCCAACCUCAACAACUUGACAGUCUACAAGUGGAGCGAGAAAGGGGGAUAACCGUAAAAGCACAGUGCGCUUCCUUACGUUACACUCACAAAGGCACUGAAUACCUGCUCAACUUGAUCGACACCCCGGGUCAUGCUGAUUUUACACACGAAGUGGGGAGGUCUCUUUUUCUCAGUGAUGGAGCUAUCUUGUUGGUUGAUGCGACCCAGGGGGUACAGGCACAAACUGUUAGCAACUUUUACACUGCGUUCGAAAAUGAGCUUGUCAUCCUGGGAACGCUGAAUAAAAUUGAUAUGCCCAAUGCGAAAGUGAGUUCGUGUAAGUUGGAGAUGUCCAGCAUGUUUGAUCUUGAGGAAACUGACAUUACAGAAAUUUCUGCUAAGACAGGUGAAAACGUAGAAAAGCUAAUUCCACAAGUGAUAGAACAGGUGCCAGCCCCUCAGGGGAAGCUUGAUUCAGAUUUUGUUGCUAUCUUACAUGACUGCCAAUAUCUAUCUUCUCCUGGUAGCGUUAUCUUAACUGUCUUUGUCAAAGAAGGAACAGUGAACACCAGAGAUUCAGUGUGUCUGCUGAGGUCUGGCAAGACAUUCCCUGUCCGUGAGAUGGGUGUAUUUCUACCUGGGUUACAACCCACCAACAGUCUGUCUGCUGGGCAAAUGGGAUAUUUCAUUUUGAAAGUGAAGGGUGUUGAGGAUGUUAUAAUUGGUGACACUAUCUGUAUGCCUGAUUCUAAUGUUGAGCCACUUCAGACUAUUCCAAAACCCAAGCCGUCAAUCUUUUCUGGUGUUUUUCCUGACGAAGAUACUGCUUUCAGGUCAAUGAAAGAGUCCCUGGAAAAGUUAGUUAGAUAUGACACUUCAGUAUCCAUGCAGUUAGAUUCUAAUCAAAUUUUAGGACAAGGCUGGAAUCUGGGAUUUCUUGGCACUCUCCAUAGAGAGGUAUUUGCUCAACGACUCUAUCAAGAAUUUGGUACCAGCAUCAUCAUGACCCCACCUAGCAUCACCUACCGAGCUUUUCUCCGCAACAACGAAAUAACAGAGUUCAACUGUGCUAAGGAUAUGCCCGACAGUUACCACGUGAUAAAAUGGGAGGAACCAGUUGUUGAAACCACCCUUAUCGUACCAGGCACACACCUCUCCCCUGUUAUCUCCCACUGCAUGUCAUGUCGUGGUAAUCAGAAGGAGAACUCAACCCUGGGAGAGGGAAGGUUUCUGUUGAAAUACGAGAUACCCCUGAUAGAGACAGUAACUGAUUUCUACAGUUCGAUCAAGAAGCUGAGUAGCGGGUAUGCUACUUGUGAUUUUGAGGAUGCGGGCUACUGGGAGACUGACAUCUCCAAGGUUGAUGUUGUGGUUAAUGGUGAUAUAGUUGAUGGUUUGUCAAUGAUUGUAAGGUCGGAUGUUGUUAAAGAUGUUUGUUUGAGGACUGUUAAGGAUAUUGCUAAGUUGAUGCCCAGGGAACUGUUUAAGAUUAUUAUCCAGUGUGUGGCGGGAGGGAAAGUCCAGGCUCGAGCAGAGGUUACACCACUCCGAAAGGACGUAACAAAGGAUUUGUACGGUGGAGACAAGACUAGGGCUAUGAAACUGUUAGCUCGACAACGGGAAGGUAAGAGGAAACUCAAAGAGAAAGCUGUCGUCAAAAUACCCAAGACUGUUUUUAGGAAAAUUUAGGGUUUGUACUUUGUAUGGUUUUGAUAUUUUAGUUUAAGAGUCUAGACUGAGAGUUCACGUUUAUCUGUAUUUUUUGUGUGCAUUAAUUUAAUAUGCGUUAUAAUUUAUUAUCGGUUUGAAGUUAUUUUUACGGUAAUGA
Bolinopsis microptera is the source of this 2029-nucleotide messenger RNA. RefSeq names its product translation factor GUF1, mitochondrial-like. The record is from RefSeq and is a predicted model, not a curated record. Gene Ontology annotation, biological process: positive regulation of translation. Lineage: Eukaryota; Metazoa; Ctenophora; Tentaculata; Lobata; Bolinopsidae. Bases 10 to 1890 code for a protein of 626 amino acids. Gene Ontology annotation, molecular function: mitochondrial ribosome binding; GTPase activity; GTP binding. Gene Ontology annotation, cellular component: mitochondrion. The transcript is spliced from 2 exons.